UCAUUAUAAAUAUAGGGUUUUGUAUGUAGAGUUUGACAAGCCAUCCAAUAUUGUUUUUUAGGAAAACUAAAGCAAUAAGUCUCUCUCUCUCAUUAAGGACCCUAAAAAAUGGACUUCAAUGUUGAGUCUCCAGUUUCAUUUGAUUUAGGAGAUGACCUACUUCCUCUGCCAUCUCUUCCAUCGUCCUCCGCAAUCUCUAUGCCAGUGGACAACCGUCGUAAUGGUGUCUCCCAAAAUCAAAAAAAUGGCCGCCGGAAAAAGCCAUUGCCCAACACUUGCAAUGACAAUGGCAAUGAGAGCCCCAACGAAGAAAGAAAAAAGAAGAUAAUACAUAGAGAUGUGGAGCGGCAAAGAAGACAAGAAAUGUCUUCCCUUUAUACCACUCUUCGCUCACUUCUCCCUCUUGAAUACCUCAAGGGAAAAAGGUCAAUAUCCGACCACAUACAUGAGACAGUUAACUACAUUCAACAUAUGCAAGAAAGAAUUCAACAACUGUCUGAUAAAAGAGAUGAGCUAAGAAAACUCUCCAAUGGAACUACGGCCACCGUCGAUACGGCAAAAACACUUAAUUCCUCAGAAAGGGACUCUGUGGUGGUGAGGCCAAAAGAUGGAAUAGGAAUUCAAGUUGUAAUAGACACUGCCACAAAACAUAGGUUCCCUCUUUCCAACUUUCUUCAAGCUUUAGCUGCGGAAGGACUUGAAAUCCUCAGCUGCAUUUCCAACAGACUGAAUGAGAGGUUCAUUCAUACCAUUGAAUGCCAACCUAUUCUUAAUAAUGACGGCGUCUAUCCAAACAUCGAUGUGUUUGAGCUUCACCAUAAGUUAACGAAUUUGGAAUAUUUUCCUUUAGAUUAGAAAAUUAUUCAAUAUGAUUGUGUUGUUGUGACUACUCUUCCAAUAAUAUUUAACCCGGUCUUGAUAAUCAUCUGUUUUUUUAGUUU
Benincasa hispida (wax gourd) is the source of this 941-nucleotide messenger RNA. RefSeq names its product transcription factor bHLH118-like. The record is from RefSeq and is a predicted model, not a curated record. NCBI's taxonomy places the organism in Eukaryota, Viridiplantae, Streptophyta, Magnoliopsida, Cucurbitales, Cucurbitaceae. Gene Ontology annotation, molecular function: protein dimerization activity; RNA polymerase II transcription regulatory region sequence-specific DNA binding; DNA-binding transcription factor activity, RNA polymerase II-specific. Gene Ontology annotation, cellular component: RNA polymerase II transcription regulator complex. Gene Ontology annotation, biological process: regulation of transcription by RNA polymerase II.